Guyanagaster necrorhizus is the source of this 618-nucleotide messenger RNA. RefSeq lists its product as uncharacterized. The record is from RefSeq and is a predicted model, not a curated record. Lineage: Eukaryota; Fungi; Basidiomycota; Agaricomycetes; Agaricales; Physalacriaceae. The transcript has a single exon. Bases 1 to 618 code for a protein of 205 amino acids.
AUGAAUCUGGAGCAACCAUCUAAGACAGAUUCAUUUCCUACAUCAUCAGAACCAAAGACUCCGCAGUGUUCCGGAAUGUCAGAGCUUCCUUCCGCAGCUUCAGAGCGAGAAAAACUCGCCGCUGGCAAAACGGAUCUAUCUACACCACUUGCUAUUCAUUUUUCCCUCGGAUUAGCGUAUACCAUUGGAUCUGCGGUUGGCUCCAUCCCCCCUUCCGUAGACGUAUGUCUGGAAGCAUUCACUGUGCCAAACAAGGCUGGUCUUACUGCAGGAGCGCGUGCGUGGUCGAAGCACUUUCAUCGAUCCCAAUCUGCGGAGGAACUUACAAGUAAAGGCUGGUGGGGUCAGCCCUCUGGGCCUGUGACAAUCAUCAAUGAACGAGCGUUGGCACUGUUCUGGAAAAUCGUGAAUGAAGCCUCGUGGAGGAACCUUCAUUGGCUGCCUCACCGUAUUUUGGUCUAUGAAGUGAGGAUCGAAGAAGGGUAUGGCAUGAGAUGGUUUCAGGAUCAAAGUCCGGGGGAACAAGGUCCUGAGGACCUUGGGGUGCGCCCCUGGAUCUUUCGAGGAUUCGUCGAGCCGAUGAUGGAAAAUGGCCAUGAAGUUGGAUGGCGACAUUAG